GUUCUCCAUGAUCUUCUCUUGAAGGGAUUAGCAAUUCAUUCACCUUCAUCUCUCUCCAUUAGAAUAGUUCCUUGCCACCGCCCACAUGAUGUCGAGCUACAGAAAGAGAGAGAAUGAAAAGCAAGGAAGAAGGAUACUCUCACCCACUACUCGUUGAUCCAAUCAUGGCCCCCUCAAAUCUCCCUCAAGACCAUCUUCUCAGAAGGGGCAGCAGUGUGCUGCCCCCACCCACACACCAUCGUCUUUUGAUUGUAUCCCAGCUAUUACAAAAGAGAUCCGAGAAACAGGCGGAGAGAAGAAAGAUAAGGAGAGCUUCCCUUUCAUAUCAUAAGCUCGCCGUCAGCUUUGCUCCUCGGAUCGUCGCUUGUGUCCAUCUCCGUCUUCCUCGUCCUAUGUGCGGAGUCCUCCUCCUCUUCGCGCUUCAUUGAUCGCCAAUGUCGGCCCAAGUUCUGCCCGAGCACGUUUGCUAUGUCCACUGCAACUUCUGCAACACCGUCCUUGCGGUUAGUGUCCCUGGCAACAGCUUGCUCAACAUAGUCACGGUGAGAUGUGGGCACUGUUCUAAUCUUCUGUCCGUCAACAUGGGAGUUUUGCUUCAAGCACUUCCUUUUCAGAGUCUUCAGACUCGCAGCAUAUGUUCUCAAGGAAAUGGAGUGGAAUGUGGAUCACCUUCCAAGUGCAAAAGGACUUCAUUGUUGUGCACAAUGCCAAAGGAUCAAGAACAAACGCUACCGAUGCAUCCUCCAGAGAAGAGACAACGCGCGCCUUCUGCAUAUAACAGGUUUAUCAAGGAAGAAAUACAAAGGAUAAAGGCUAACAAUCCAGACAUCAGCCACAGAGAAGCAUUCAGCACUGCAGCAAAGAAUUGGGCACAUUUUCCUCGCAUCCAUUUUGGGUUAAACAUUGAUGGCAAUAAGCAAGCAAAGCUUGAUGAGCCAGUAAGUGCACCGGCCAAUACACCUGGGGGCCAAAAGGGUCACAGUUUCUGCUGAUAAUUACAUGCCUUUGCACUGGAGAUCAAAUCUCUGAUAUCAUCUAAAUCUACAGAUUGUGAGUUGUGCUUGAAAUGUCCAUGAAACACUUGCAGGCUGGUAUUUAUUUCUCCUCCUCUGUGAUACCUAUCUAGAUCAUGUUGGGUUCUUGGAUGUUGUGUUCAUUAGUAGCUGCAGCAGUGGUGGCCCUAUGGAUUCUUUGCCUAUGUCCAUAGAGAUGGAGUUGUAAUCUAACAACGGACCAAAGAUAUACAGCUAGGGUUAGGUUGUUCUUGGGUGUUGCACAUCCGAGUAGAUAAUGCAUGGAUGCUGUAGCCUACGAGUCCUUUGUCUAUGUUCAGAGGAUUGGACUUGUAAUGAAGGGUUCAGCACACAGCUUGAUGAUGUGCUGUGGUUUUGUGAGAAUGGCUUUUCUUCUCUGGGAAAACCUCACAGACUAAUCCAAUUGCUUCUUGAAGAGAAAGAUGAUAUGGUCAUUACUGUUCCUUCAUUUCUCAACCAAACCAAUGGCGCACUCUAAAUGCAGCUACUUCUAUCUCUUGUGGGCAGAUUUAUAAUCUAAAUUGUAGCAGCAAAUAGAGGGAUACUAAUUAUCCUUCUCAAAACUGUAUGAAUGUCUUUGAUAUAUAACAAACAUGAUCUUAACAUCAUACAAAUCAUGUCACA
Molecule: messenger RNA, 1658 nt
Organism: Musa acuminata AAA Group (dessert banana)
Lineage: Eukaryota; Viridiplantae; Streptophyta; Magnoliopsida; Zingiberales; Musaceae
Product: protein YABBY 2-like
Exons: 7
Coding region: 435-992 (185 amino acids)
Biological process (GO): abaxial cell fate specification; multicellular organism development; cell fate commitment
Cellular component (GO): nucleus
Source: RefSeq, a predicted model, not a curated record